Vespula vulgaris is the source of this 1056-nucleotide messenger RNA. RefSeq names its product pseudouridylate synthase 1 homolog. The coding region runs from base 494 to 934 and encodes 146 amino acids. The record is from RefSeq and is a predicted model, not a curated record. Gene Ontology annotation, cellular component: nucleus. Gene Ontology annotation, molecular function: pseudouridine synthase activity; RNA binding. The transcript has 4 exons. Gene Ontology annotation, biological process: tRNA pseudouridine synthesis; mRNA pseudouridine synthesis. NCBI's taxonomy places the organism in Eukaryota, Metazoa, Arthropoda, Insecta, Hymenoptera, Vespidae.
AAUUUAAUCAAUCUUUUUAUAUCAAGUAUUAAUUGUUUAUUAAAUUAUAUAACAUAAGUAAAAUUAAUAUUUAAGUGAUAACAUUUCUCAAGUAAAUUGACAAUUUCGUAAAUUAAAAAAAAAUAUCAAUAGGUAACAAUCUUCAAGUAAAAUAAAUUCCAAUCAAUCGAUAUUAUUUGCGAUUGCUCGAUAGAAUCGAUAGAAGACAAACGUUUAAAAUUUUAAUACAAUUUAAUUUUUAUUAUUUUCGAUUAAUUCGCUGUAUUUGAAUUUUUAGCGAAGAGAAAGAAUCAUAUCUAUGUUAUAUUUUAUCUAUGGAUUAUCAAUUGGUACGAUGAAUUUGAUGGAAGAAAGUUGAGAAUCAUAACCUAGCAAUGUAUUUUAAUUUGCAUUCGAAGAUAUUUGUCUGAUAAAUACAAAAUAUUUAUUGUAAAUAUUAAAAUAAAAUUUUUAUAUUUCAUAGUUGUAAUUUUUGAUAAAACAUUAAUUGCAAAUGUUGCACUGCAUAAAGAAUCGUAUAGUUUGUAAUUACAAGGUGUUACAACAAGUAACGUGUGUAUUAGGUGCAAAUAUGUCGAUUCAAAUCGAAUCUGUUAGUCCUGAACCAAGUUUGAAUAAUUCAAAUAAAAAAAGAUUAAGAGUGGAUGAAGAUGAAAACAAUGCUAUAAAGAUUCAAAAAGUAGAUGUAGUAAAAAUUAAGAAAAGACCAUAUGCUUUGAUGAUGGGCUAUCUCGGUAGAGAUUAUUAUGGAAUGCAAAUAAAUCGUGGAAUGAAAACUAUUGAGGAUGAUUUAUUAAAUGCAUUGUUGAAAAAUAACUUGAUUACUACUGAAAAUAUUGAAAAUUUAAGGUCCUUCAAUUUUCAAAGAGCGGCACGGACAGACAAAGGAGUAUCGGCUGCUAGACAGCUGAAACUGUGUCUAAAGAUAGCAUAAAUGAUUGCUUACCAAAUGAAAUUAGAGUAUUUGGAAUCAAACGCGUUACAAAGGGUUUUAAUAGUAAAAUUAACUGUAGUGGUAGAACAUAUAGAUAUAUCAUUCCUACAUUUGCAUUUGCU